ACUCACACACUCUCAUCUCUCUCUUUCUCACUCUGUGCGUGUGUAUGUGCGUGUGUGUGUGUGUGAGACAGCAAUGGAGAUGGUUGUGCCUGAUGUGUGUGCAUCAGGCGAUGGGCCCACCUUAACCUUCCAGAACAUUCACUAUGUCAUCGGGGAGCGGACCAACCUCUGCACGCGCUCACGAGUGGACAAGGACAUCCUCAAGAAUGUCAGUGGGAUCAUGAAAACAGGCAUGAAUGCCAUCAUGGGGCCAACAGGAAGUGGGAAAACUUCGCUGCUGGACGUCAUUGCAGGGAGGAAGGAUCCCCGAGGCCUGCGUGGUGGCCAGGUCCUUGUUGACGGACAGCAGGUGACCUCUGAACUCCGGCUAAGCUCCGCCUACGUGGUGCAGGAUGACAUACUGAUGGGAACACUUUCAGUCAGAGAGAGUCUUCUCUUCUCCGCCAAUCUAAGGUUACCACGGCAACUGCAUUCCGCUAGUGUUAAGAAAGAGAGAGUGGAGAGCAUCAUCCAGGAGCUGGGACUGCAAGACUGCGCCGACACUAAGAUAGGUACGGAGUUCUUGCGGGGGGUGUCUGGUGGUGAAAGGAAGCGCUGUAGUAUUGGCAUGGAGCUGAUCACUUCCCCCUCCCUCCUCUUCCUGGAUGAGCCAACCACAGGGCUCGAUUCCAACACAGCCAAUAGCAUCAUGGCCCUGCUGCACAGGUUAUCUCGGUGCGGUAAGACCAUCAUCUUCUCCAUACACCAGCCACGGUACUCUAUCUUCAGGCUGUUUGAUCACCUCACUCUCCUGCAUAAGGGAGAGGUGGUAUACGUCGGGCCCACAAGCAAAACCAUGGACUACUUCAAGAGCUUGGGCUAUGAAUGUGAGCCUUUCAACAAUCCUGCAGAUUUCUUCCUGGACAUUACCAACGGAGAAACCAAACCCCAAUCCAAACCAGACACAGAAGAGAAGUCUUUGGCUGCUCUGUAUCGGGAGUCAUCAUUCUACAAUGAUGUCACAAAGGAGCUCUCGCAUGUGAUUGGUCCUGCUGACUCUGUAUCCAGGGCGACGCGUCCACAGCAGUCUUAUGCCACAUCCUUCUUUUACCAGUUCCAGGUGGUGUGUUGGCGGACUGUGCUGAAUAUUGUGAGGAAUCCACAGACUUCUUAUGCUCAACUGGCACUACAGGUGUUCUUUGGCCUGCUAGUGGGACUCAUCUACUUCCAAAUACCACACACACUCCCUGAAGCCUUACAGAACAGGAUUGGAGCUUUCUUCUUCCUCGUCAUCAACAUGGUGUUUGGAAACCUGUCAGCUGUGGAACUAUUCAUCAAUGAGAGAGCACUGUUUGUGCAUGAGAAUUCUGGUGGAUAUUAUCGUACAUCAGUCUACUUCCUGUCUAAGAUAUUUAUAGACCUGAUUCCAAACCGCGUCAUUCCAAUAUUCAUUUUCUCAAGUAUAUCCUACUACAUGAUGGGUCUGAAGCCAGCGUUCACUGCGUUCCUGCUCUUCUCGAUGACCAUGUCUAUGGUCAGUCUGGCGGCCGUAUCGUUAGCCUUCCUCGUCAGCGCCAGCGUGAGCUCCUUCGCUAUGGCCAACAUCCUCAUCGCCCUGCCCUUCGUCUUCAUGAUGGUGUUUGGGGGUUUCCUGGUGAACCUUAACACUAUGCUCAGCUGGUUGUCAUGGCUGCAGUGGGUUAGUGUAUUCAGAUAUGGAUUACAGGCUGUGACCAUCAAUGAAAUGAAGGACCAGGUUUUUACCAGCAACUUUACCAUUAUGACAGGGGAGAUGUAUAUGGAUCAGCAGGGCAUAGACUACAGCCAUUGGGGGUUCUGGCAGAACCAAGUGGCUCUGUUUGGCAUCAUGAGUGUGUGCAUGAUCCUGGCCUAUAUUCAGCUGCUCCGCAUCAACCGCUGGAAAUGACACACAGGUGGUGGAGAUGAUAACAUCAGUCCAGGGAUCAAUAAAGUAUCUAUCUAUCUAUCAGUCCAGGGAUCAAUAAAGUAUCUAUCUAUCUAUCAGUCCAG
Molecule: messenger RNA, 2010 nt
Organism: Alosa sapidissima (American shad)
Lineage: Eukaryota; Metazoa; Chordata; Actinopteri; Clupeiformes; Clupeidae
Gene: abcg2b
Product: ATP-binding cassette, sub-family G (WHITE), member 2b
Exons: 17
Coding region: 74-1906 (610 amino acids)
Cellular component (GO): plasma membrane
Molecular function (GO): ATP hydrolysis activity; ABC-type transporter activity; ATP binding
Source: RefSeq, a predicted model, not a curated record